CAUUGGUGUAGAUCAUGGUAAAUUUGAUAUAUGUUAUAACCGUCGAGGUUGCCCGAGUCGGCACGGAGAUGUUGAUAAUAAUUGAUCACCACGGAGAUAAAGCCGGAACGGUAAAAUUACGGUAUAUAUCCGUGUACAUACAUGUAUUUUCCGAUUCGUCAACAAUAAACAUUGAACAUUUCCUCUUCAAUCAUUCAUACAUUCAUACAUUCAACUUCAUUAUGAGCCAUGGAUUCUUAUACUAACAGUUCUCAGUCUACUACUCAUACAAAAGACUUAACAGAUUUGCCUAAUGAUAUCUUUCUAAUAAUUAGUUCUUACCUCUCACCGCAAGACUGUGUCCUAUGCCGUCGGGUAAGUCGGUCUUGGCUCGCUGCCUUUAGUAGCAACGAUACGUCGUGGAACCUCAUGAGAUGGCAUUUCCCACGUUCCCGCGAGAUGCAGACGGCCGCGGAGGAGCUCGACGAGAUACCUGACUGGCCUAGCAUAUUUCCCAAGGUGGCCCGACGGUACUACCACCUUCGCUCCGCUAAGCCAUGGGUGGUCGAGAAGAUUAGCGUAGUCCAGGAAGCGCCGGCCAAGGGCUCCUUCCGCGGUGUCGCGCCCUGGAGUCGGUGGCUGAGGUGGAAUGACAACACGGCAGUUUUUCAACAUAGGGAUCCCACCUGGUGCGUGGAUGAUGGGCUGUUGGUGUAUCAGGAAAUUGUAUCGGGGCGCCACAUUGCAUACGAUUUGCAGACUAGACAACGAUUUUUUGUCCCUUUCGACUCAUCGAAAAAGACUGUUCGACGUUUACGACUUGUCUGCGGAGUUCUCAUUAUCGAGUGGUGUGAGCGUGAGCCUUAUCAUCAGUUGAACGAUAGGGAGACCGUACACCGGCAUUUUGCUACCGCCUUUGACGUACGGCGGCAACGGUGGCAUGCGUCACCGUCAUCACCCGGAGCUCAAUUCGUGUGGAAUAUCACAUUUCGCUCCGAGUGGAAGAUUCACUUCCUCGGCCUACCUCUAAACAACCACGACCGUUUCUUCUCCACUCACACGGCAACGCACUACGCCGUGUACCUUUGGCAGCCCAACCGCUCUUCUUGGGGAGAGGAGGAUCCACUUGAACAGCUCACCAUCUGGGACAUCUCUGCGCCAUCUCCGUACCGCCCUUCCCUCGACCCGUACGGUGCUCAUAAACCUGGUCUUGACCAGCCAGGACCCACAGUCGUCAAUAGGUUCAUAUGGCGUGAUCUCGAGUUUUUAGGCCUGAGACAGCGGCAUACCCCCGCACUCAGAGAGAUUCUUCUUGACGACCGCAACGUUUACGUGCACGAGGAAGAGCAUAGAUGGCUUGCUGGACUACACUCGUCUCUAUCGCCGCCACGCCACCACAUGGUACGAUGCACGGGUAUCCCUUUCGCGAGAGGUGCCUGCGGCCCGCGCUGGGCCGACGAGUGCUGCGCUGACGGGGACGUGCAUAUGAGCUUCUGUCCCCGGGCCGGAGCGCUAAGAAGGCUCCUGAGGAAGAAGAAGGGGUCCGACACAACGAAGACGACGAAGACGCAGUUCGUCGACGCCCUUGGAGAAUUAGGAAUGGCGAAGGAAAGGGAGCUCGAUGAUAUCAAAGGGCUCGAUCCGGCGUGGCCGGGCUGGGCCCCUUGCUGGCGCCACGAGGAGUUCCCUUACCUGACGGUCAGCCAUGUUGUUGACGCGGCGGCGGGCGUGAGAGUGGUGGCGCGGCAGUGCUUUAUGAUGGAGGCGCUGUCGUCGUUCGUGAUGCCGAAGAUCAGCUUCGAGGAGGAUAAGGGGGUGGAAGAUAUAGAUGAUGAGACAGGAGCAAAGAAGGAAGGGGAAGAGAAAGGGGGAGGGGAGGUCAGGUUCGCGGAUGGGAUGUGGUGGGAGCUUAUGGGAAAGGGAAAGAUUGGUGGCGAUGAGAGAUGGAUUGUGGGUGAAGAUGGAGCUGGGAAGGUUAGUAUUGUACGGUUUUGAAGUUGUGUACACGUAGAGCGUAGAUGGUUAUUCACCUAACCUAGGCAAGUAGGUACCUAUCAGGUGGGUAGGGUAGCGGUUUAAAGAGCUUGAUUAUAUUAUUUUUAGCGUUCAUUAAUACAAUAGAUCCCACCUGGUUCUUGGAAAGUAAUCAGGGGGGGAGGGGGAGAGCGCUUAUGAUCUUUAAAAGGGGGUUGAUAGAAUUUGGAUUCAGGUUGGUAAUACC
This is a messenger RNA of Hypoxylon fragiforme, 2200 nucleotides long. RefSeq lists its product as uncharacterized. The coding region runs from base 229 to 1974 and encodes 581 amino acids. The transcript is spliced from 2 exons. The record is from RefSeq and is a predicted model, not a curated record. NCBI's taxonomy places the organism in Eukaryota, Fungi, Ascomycota, Sordariomycetes, Xylariales, Hypoxylaceae. Gene Ontology annotation, molecular function: protein binding.